GGUGGCGGUGGUGGUGGCGGCGGCGGCAGUGGUAGCGGUGGCUCGGCGGCGGCGCGAGGUGGGGACGACAUAACACGAGGUCCCGUCGUCCGCGUGCGGAAUAUUUCAGUUGUGCCGAGAUCGGUGACGCGGUUUGUCGCGUUUUUGGUUCACCUUUUUUUUUCCUCCACUUCUCUGGCGCGACCGCUACCACUCGCCCCCCAACCACUACCGCCCGACGACCCAUCCGACGCGUCGAGCGCUGCACAUAGUGUGUGUACAACAGUCGCGCCGGCUCGGCUACCGUCGGCCGCACCGCCACCACCGUCGCCGAUCGCGCCUGCCAAGCUCGAUCCCGCGCGUGGGACGUCGUUUUUCCGACCGCGUUUUCCGUUUUUUGUAUUUUUUCGUUUCGGUUUUUUUUUUUCGGUUUUUAAUUUUUCGUCACUCCGACCACUUAUCGGUGACGAGUCCGUCGUGCAACGUUUUCCGCUAACAGUGAUCACGUCACCAGCCUACCGACGACUGCUGCAGACAUCAUGGACAUCGAUGCGGUGUACCAGAAGUACGUGGCGUGCAUUCUCGAGGACGUGCGGGCCAUCCACGGCAAGGAGAUGGUGGCCACGGGCAGCCCGUCCGUGUUCUGUUCGGUGUUGCCCGGCCACUGGAGGUCCAACAAAUCGCUGCCCAUACCGUUCAAGGUGGUCGUGCUGGACGAAGUUCCCGACGGCGCGGUCGUCGUCGUGCAAGCCGGCAACGACGAGAAUCCGUCGGCCGACAUGCGAAACUACCGAGCCCUGUCGGCCACCGGCAUCGCCGUCUUCAACGACCUCCGAUUCGUCGGCCGCAGUGGAAGAGGUAAGCUGUUAACACUCACCAUCACAGUUCAAUGCAAGGACCAAGCAGUGUUAGUAGCCAACUACGUAAAGGCCAUUAAAAUCACUGUCGACGGACCAAGGCUCCCUCGGUCGAACCACAGAGACGUGAUCCACGGUUACGGUGGCAUGUUCCCAAUGCAUGGUCCCCUGCCGCCUUACGGAAUGAUCAUGGAGUACAAACGAUUGCUGGAGGGAGCAGCGUUACCGGGGUCGCUCAACUACCAGUACAUAGCGGCCAAUUACUUCCAACUUCACAACGCCAUGGAAGCGUCGCAGAUGUAUUGCGACUUGCCGCCCCAGUCGGCGUUCAACUUCGCCGGCUACAACGGCCUGCACGGUCUGCCGCCCACGCCGCCUCACACCGAGGAAGAACCGACGGCGGCCACACCGUCAGCGCAAGACGACUGCGGCGUUCCGUCGAAGCGACAGCGACAGGCCGCCGAGUCGGCCCGCGCUGUGGCCACUGCGACGGCGGCCGCUACCGCCACCACCACCGGCCCGGACGACCGACUCCGGCCGGAGCCGUGCAAGCGGCCGAAGCGCGAGUCCGCCCCCAGCCCGGACAUCGACAUCGUCAGCGUGGGCGUCGUCCGAUCGUCCAGCCCGGAAGUGCAGCUCAAACCCCGCCAGGAGAAGAUCUGGAGACCUUACGGCGCCACCGACGAAUAGCGACCGACACACGACCCUGUAAAUAAUAUCGUCAUAGAUAAUAAUAUUAUUGUCAUAUAUUAUUAUAUUAACGCGAUGAUUAUGUGUAAGGAAUCGGUUUUUUCUUCCCGUCUGUUUUUACUGAAUAUUAACGUUUCUUGACGAUGUAUAUUAUGAUAUAUUAUUAUUAUUGUACAUGCAUAUGUAUAGACAAUCAACCAAGCAUUUAGGUUAUAUGAUUCAAUGUUGUGAUAUUAGCGUUUAGGUUUAUAAAUUAUUAUUAUUAUUAUUAUUAUUGUAUUAAUAUUUACGUCUAAAAAUGAUUUUUUAUCACUACCCGGGGCCUUUUUUUUAUUGUAAUCUAUAUACGUUGCAUAUGUGUAGAAGUUGUAUAAAACCAAAGCAUACUAUUAUGUUUGCCCCUUCCGGAUAAGAAAAAAAUGACAAAAACGUUUUUUAUUCGACGUUUUACGACGUGCGCGUACGUCGCUUAUAAAAUCGUGGUCCGUUUUUGUGAUAAAUAUAUUAUAUUAUUAUAUAU
Messenger RNA from Metopolophium dirhodum (rose-grain aphid), 2046 nucleotides. Its product is annotated as segmentation protein Runt-like. The transcript is spliced from 5 exons. Gene Ontology annotation, cellular component: nucleus. The record is from RefSeq and is a predicted model, not a curated record. Bases 519 to 1526 code for a protein of 335 amino acids. Lineage: Eukaryota; Metazoa; Arthropoda; Insecta; Hemiptera; Aphididae. Gene Ontology annotation, biological process: regulation of DNA-templated transcription. Gene Ontology annotation, molecular function: DNA-binding transcription factor activity, RNA polymerase II-specific; RNA polymerase II cis-regulatory region sequence-specific DNA binding; ATP binding.